Centruroides sculpturatus (bark scorpion) is the source of this 1835-nucleotide messenger RNA. Its product is annotated as bleomycin hydrolase-like. Gene Ontology annotation, cellular component: cytoplasm. The transcript has 11 exons. The record is from RefSeq and is a predicted model, not a curated record. Gene Ontology annotation, biological process: proteolysis; response to toxic substance; L-homocysteine catabolic process. Lineage: Eukaryota; Metazoa; Arthropoda; Arachnida; Scorpiones; Buthidae. Bases 131 to 1495 code for a protein of 454 amino acids. Gene Ontology annotation, molecular function: cysteine-type aminopeptidase activity.
AAUUUUCUCUAGGCGUUGACGUCUUUUACCAGGAGGGAGCGCCAUAAAGUGCAGAUUCAUUCUGAGACGUUUCUGUUACAGUUUAGACGUACAGUACGUACUUCGUGGAACUUGUUUUUGACAGUGAAAAAUGUCUUUCGCUUUAACUCCAGAGAGGUUAAAUCAAUUUCAAAAGUCAUUUGAAAGUGAUCCAAAAAAUUUACUUGCUCUUAAUGCAUGCACAAAACAUGAUCCAUUUGAACUUUGCUUGAACCGUCUCAAUCUCCAACAAGUCAGUCAUGUUUUCAGCCAUAAGGUUGAUAUUGAUGCAAAGCCUGUGACUAAUCAAAAGAGUUCUGGACGUUGUUGGAUAUUUGCUUGCUUAAAUGUGAUAAGAAUUCCUUUUAUGAAACAUUAUGAAUUAGAAGAAUUUGAAUUUAGUCAGGCACAUCUUUUCUUUUGGGACAAAAUUGAAAGAUCUAAUUAUUUUCUAAAUGCUAUUGUGGAAACUGCUAGAAGAGGUGAACCAGUGGAUGGCCGUUUAGUGUCAUUUUUGCUCAGUGAUCCUUCUUGUGAUGGAGGACAAUGGGAUAUGCUUGUGAAUUUAAUUUUACGUUAUGGUCUUAUUCCAAAGAAAUGCUUUCCUGAAUCUUACAGCUGUGAGAAUUCUGGAAAGUUGAAUCGACUUCUUAAAAGUAAACUUAGAGAAUAUGCCAGAGAUUUAAGAGUAUUAGUUGAUAAUCAGACAUCUGAAGAAGAAAUUAAUAAAACAAUUAGCCAACAAAUGGAUGAAAUAUAUCGUAUUACUGCCAUCUGUUUAGGUAUACCCCCACAAACUUUCACUUGGGAAUAUUAUAACAAAAAUAAAUCAUAUUUUUCAAUUGGACCAUUAACUCCUAUGAAGUUUUAUGAGGAUUAUGUUAAACCUUACUUUAAUAUUGAAGAUAAGGUCUGUAUUGUGAAUGAUCCUAGACCAGUAAAUUCUUAUGGAAAAUCUUACACAGUUGAUUGUUUAGGAAACAUGGUAGGAGGACGCUUAACUAUGUAUAAUAAUCAGCCAAUUGAAACAUUAGUAGAAUUAGCAACAGAAUCAAUUCAAAAUAAAGAGGCUGUUUGGUUUGGAUCUGAAGUUUCUCAAAGAUUAGCUUUGAAGGUAGGAUUAGAAGAUAUGGUAACGCAUAACUUUAAAUUAGUAUUUGGAGUUGAUAUCAAUGAAAAAUUAAAUAAAGCUGAAAGAUUACUUUAUGGUGAAUCCCAGAUGACUCAUGCUAUGGUUAUUACAGGAAUGUCUUUAAAUAGUGAAGGGAAACCUGUUAAAUGGAGAGUUGAAAAUUCAUGGGGUGAUGACAAAGGAGAAAAAGGUAACUUGGUGAUGUCCACAGACUGGUUCAAAGAGUUUGUGUUUGAAAUUGUUGUGGAUAAAAAAUAUGUUUCUGAAGAAAUCAUGGCUGUAUUUAAGCAAAAACCAAUUGUACUUCCUGCCUGGGAUCCAAUGGGUUCUCUUGCUAGAUCUUAAUAUUGGAAGUUCUGUUUUAUUAUACAUAAAUGUAUAUGUAUACAAAUGCAAAUAUAUAUAUAUAUAUGUAUGUAUACACACAGUUAUUUAAAAUUCAUAGAAUCAAGUUUAUAGUAAAGUUGGUAUUGCUUUUUAAUUUCAUAAAUUUUAUGUGCCAAACUCAAUAGCUUUAAAAUUUUUUCUUCUUUAGACUUUGAAAAUUUAGUAAUAAGUCAAAACAUGCAGCAUCAUAAAUUUCAGUGAAAUAGUUCCACUAAAAGAAUUAAAUAAUGUAUUUUAAAUGCCAAGCUCUGAAAAAAUUUACGUUUGUUUAAGUUCAAUAAAGAAUUUGCAAUAAUCA